This is a messenger RNA of Penicillium chermesinum, 2946 nucleotides long. RefSeq lists its product as uncharacterized. Bases 1 to 2946 code for a protein of 981 amino acids. Lineage: Eukaryota; Fungi; Ascomycota; Eurotiomycetes; Eurotiales; Aspergillaceae. Gene Ontology annotation, molecular function: metal ion transmembrane transporter activity; protein binding. The record is from RefSeq and is a predicted model, not a curated record. The transcript has 6 exons. Gene Ontology annotation, biological process: transmembrane transport; metal ion transport. Gene Ontology annotation, cellular component: membrane.
AUGAAUCCACUAUUGUGUGAUAAUGACGCUCCUCAAAAUGCCAAUAGCCAAGCCGAACUUCAGCGGGAACUUUUCUCAACGGUGACCUCCAUGAUAAGGAGCCCCCGAAAGGGGAUGCGAAGGAAAAGGCUUCAAAAUCUCCUGAGAGACCCAGUAAUUGACGUCAACUUUCAUAUAGACGGCAUUUCGCUCUUAGCAAAGGCGACAUCGGAAUCGAGAGUGCUCGCUGAGGUCUUGCGACACGAAGGAAUUGACUUGAAUUUGUGCAAUCCAGAUGGCCGAACAAGCAUAUUCUUCGCGGUUGAGAACCGGAAAACUUAUUCAUUGAGACUCUUGAUAAAGAAAGGGGCUCUUCUUGACGAGAGGGAUAACCAAGGCCGUACUCCGUUGUCACUAGCGGCAGAACUUGGGAAUGUUGAAAAUGUAAGAAUUCUCGUCGAAUCUAAUGCUGAUAUAAACUUGGCGGACUCAAAAGGCUGGACACCGUUAUUCUGGGCAGCUUCAAGGCAGCAUCUUGAAGCGGUGGACUACCUUUUGUCAACUCAAGGCGUGAACAGCGACCAUCAAGAUAUCGACGGCCGGACACCUUUAGCAAUUGCAUCGGAGACUGGAGAUGCUAAAAUCAUAAGAUGUCUGCUCGAUGCUCAGUCCAAAGGAAGGCUUAUUUUUGGGGUUGAACGCGACCUCCUACUAUGGGCCAUUUUUCACCGCGAUAUACCUACAGCUCAACUUUUACUCAAGGUUGGCCACGGUCUGGUGAACUAUCGCAUAGAAAGCCGUACUCCUCUAUCUCAGACUAAAGAGCUUGGACAUAUUGAUAUGACCGAGAUUCUCAUCGAUGCAGGUGCAGAUAUGCAUGCACUAAAUGAAAUAAUGCUGCGAAUUGAGCUCUUCUUUGCCGAAAAUUCCCCAACGAUGCAACCUCCGUUAUCUGAAGCAGAGUCACCAAGUGCCAAAAUUUUACAGGGACUGCUUGAUGCCGAAAUAAAUGUGAACUCGCUUGGUAUAGAAAAGUGGUCCGCGCUAGCGUGGGCUGUUGAAAAGCGCCACGACGUCCUUGUCAAGUUCUUACUCGAGAUCCCGGGAAUCUCCGUAGACUCUCGAGAUGCGACUGGCCAGACCCCUCUGAUCAUGGCAGCACGACUUGGUGAAACCAAUAUAUUGAACCAUUUACUCGAAUCAAGUGCAGCGAUCAAUUCAGAGGAUGAACAGAAGUGGACAUCACUCUCCUGGGCUGUUGCAAAUGACCAUGAGCAGACAGUAAAGCUUCUACUCAGAGCACCAGAAGUAUUUGUGGACCAUAAAGAUAAAGAAGGUCGUACUCCGUUUUCCCUGGCUGCAGAGCGCGGAUACAUCCAGAUCAUGCUUUUACUCAUUAAACAUGGAGCGGAUCCCCAUGUGCCCGACAACGAAGGCCAUACAGGGUUCUGGCGGUUUCUUCGAGCAAGGUAUGAUAAGUUUAUCCGGUCUCCAAACCAAUUGGGCUGGCCAAUGCUUGGUGGGACGGUGAAUCCUUUCACACUCCAAUUUUUGGUCUGGGCCUUGCCACUUCCAAAUAAAAAAGAUCGAAGCGGUCGCAACUGGCUCUCCUGGGCUGCUGAAUAUGGCGACAACGAAGUUAUACAGUGCUUUCUAAAUGACGAAGAAAGGGCGGAUAAAGUGGACAUAAACAUUUGUGAUGGAACGGGAGACACAUUUUCCCGGACUCCAUUGAUCUGGGCAUUGGAGAGGGGCAAUGAUGCCUUGAUUGAUUUAUUGAAAGACGGGGACACAAUUUCCCUGCAUUUAUUGGUCGAAGGUAUAAGCUCAAUCGAACAAGAGAAGGCGUUAGGCUUGGUGACUACCCUUCUUCAGGCGGGGUACGAAGCCAACCAGCCAGACCAGAACGGAAGAACUCCUCUGCACCUUGCAUGUCUUGAGGAAAGCAAGGAACUUAUUGCGGCCUUGAUUAAAGCUAAUGCAAAGCUGGAUGCCGUAGAUCAUACUGGCAAGAUCCCUUUACAAUAUGCUUUGAAAGUGCGGAACAAAGCUAUCAUAGAUCUACUGCUCGAGGCUCCAUCGGCAGUUCUUGAACCUGUUCGGUCACAUGAAUGGUUCGCGAUGGGAAACAAAGUACAUUAUUGGAUCCAAAUCACGAGGAUGAGCCAAAACCGUGGCUUUGAGCUGAAGUCAAUUAAUAAGCUCAAAUGCGACUGGUUGCCCAGAGCAAAAGAGGCAAGACUAUGUAUUUGCGAGAAAUCCUUGAUAUGGUCUCGCUUACCACAGGAGCUUGACAUCCGUGACAAGCUCAACAGCGAAAGCUAUUAUUGGAACUGUGCUCAGAAAGACUUUGGGUAUCGGUUGGUAACCUAUAUCUCAUUGACCUUUCCAUAUCAACAAGGCAAAGGUGGUUAUCCAUGGGGAAUCGCCUGGAUUAGCAGGAAGACAGCGGAAGGCCUUGCUUAUGGAUUUAUCAGCAUGCUUCCAAGCGGCUGGGUUCCAAGUGAUCCUUCUGACUUUUUCAAUCUGUUUCUUGAGGCUCUGUACCACAAAUGGAGAGCAACCUGUUCUGAUGAAAAUGCAAGGAUUGAGAAGUUGCGACAUGAUCAACUCAAAAAUCGUGGUGGAAAUUACGGUUUAGUCGAUGAGCUUGCCAAGAAUGCUCUAGAGCGUGCAGAGCUCCGGCAAUGUCUGCAAUCACACAUUGAAGGACUCCUUGACGUGGUGAAAUUUAAUGCUUCGCUCCAAACAGAACGUAAAUCACAGCUUAGAGAAGUUGUCGAUGAACUUGAGCAGACGGUGACCACGAAGCUUGACAAUAUGGAACAGGCUGUACGAGAUCUUCUACAAAUUGAGCUUGCAUGGGUUUCUACAAAGGAGGCGGCAAGCUUUAAACGUCUGAGCUGGAUUUCUUUCAUUUUCCUACCGCUGAUGUUUGUUUCAAACACGAGAGCCUGUUUGGAAUGA